CGGACGAGAAAAAAAAUAAUCGACAGCUGAAAACCACACACAGGAGAAAUUUGUCCGUCGGAAAAUAUCGUAGAAGUUGGAAGUUUUCUUACAUUCGCGACCGCCGAAACGUCUCGAAAGUGGUGUCCACGGGUGCGCGGAGUUACGGUGCCCUUCUAGAUUACCGAUUCCGGCCGAACCGGACCCGGAAGUGAGCUGAAAAUAGGCUUUUGUUUUCCUGCGCCUAGCCCAUCGCAUUCUAGUGGGGUGACAUUUUUUCCCCCGUCCGAUCAGAGCUUUGCUUGUGACUGCUGGAAGUUUUGUGUGGUGUUGAAAGAACGUGAGCAAAAAACGAUUGUUCCAAGGACAGACAAAUUAAAGAUUGAAGGCAUUAGGAAAUCGCUUGGUGGCCUUCACGGGUUGCGUGUUAGUAGUGUGGUUUGCGUAAGGUUCCGGAUUGCUCGGUUUGAGGUAUUGUGUUUGGCGGAUUAGAAGCAAAGAAAAAUCGACUCCCCCUUCAGAAGGAGGCGGAAGAAUGCGUCUGCCCAAUACGCUCGGCAAGAGCAAACAAGAAAAAUUAUUGCUUGUUCAGCAGUAAGCUUCCCUUUCGAAGGAACAGGUUUUCUGAGAAGUAGGUCACAGAAUUCAUGGAAGGGGACAUUUGCCGUGUUUGCCGCUGUGAGGCACAAUCCGAUCGGCCGCUGUUCCAUCCCUGCAUCUGUACCGGGAGCAUAAAAUGGAUCCACCAGGACUGUCUGAUGCAAUGGAUGCGCUACUCCCGGAAGGAAUACUGCGAGCUAUGCGGGCAUCGGUUUUCCUUUACCCCGAUCUACUCGCCGGAUAUGCCCCGGGUACUUCCGCUGAAAUAUGUCGCCGGAGGGCUGCUGAGCUCGAUUGGAACCGCCGUCAAGUACUGGAUCCACUACAGUAUGGUUGCCGUGGCUUGGCUCGGAGUUGUUCCGCUGACGGCUUACCGGACCUAUCGGUUUCUGUUUUCCGGCUCGAUUGACGUGUUGCUCACGCUCCCAUUCGAAAUGUUCUCUAUGGAAAACAUUGCCAUUGAUGUGCUGCGGGGUUGUUUCGUGGCCACCUGUACUCUGUUUACGUUCGUGGGACUCGUCUGGCUGCGGGAACAGAUCAUUCACGGUGGUGGACCGGAUUGGCUCGAAAGGGAUGAUCCGCCGCCGGUGGUUGUCAACAAUCCGGUUGUGCCAGCUGCCGUUCCCAAUGCUCAACAAGCGGAUGCCGGCAAUGGAAACGGGAAUAAUGGGGCCGAGGAUGACGAUAACAACAACAACAAUAAUAACGAUGACAACAACAACGAGGAGGAGCACAACAAUAACAAUAACAACAAUUUUGUGGAUAACAAUUUGAUCAAUCUGCAGAAUAGGAACCGUCCGGUUGAAGCCGCCGGUAACGAAGCUGCACCCGCCGCUCCCGUUAAUCGACCCAUUCCUGAAAUACCAGCCGAUAAUGUUCCGAUCGAUCCGGCCGAACCACCACCACCAGUUGCCGCGGCAGACGCUGCUGCAGAACCGGAUCAGGACGGUGUCAACGAACCUGCCGAAGGUGCAGCCGACGAAGCCAACUGGAACCCGAUGGAGUGGGAACGGGCUGCCGAGGAACUUACCUGGGAACGGUUGCUGGGACUGGACGGAUCCAUGGUGUUUUUGGAGCACGUGUUCUGGGUUGUUUCCCUGAAUACGUUCUUCAUCUUUAUCUUCGCUUUCUGUCCAUACUCGAUCGGAAACUUCUUGAUUUCGUUCCUUGGAAUUAUUAGUCCCGGUAAACCGCUGCUGCAUUUCCACGGACUGUUGACGACGCUACUGGGGUACUGUGUGAUCGGAAUAACGCUGGUUAAGCUACAUGCCAUUGCGAGGUUCCUGAGAUGGCGUAGGCAACGCAGGAUUUUGGGACUGUGCUACAUUGUGGUCAAGGUAUCGCUGUUGUCCGUGGUCGAGAUCGGUGUGCUUCCCCUGGUUUGCGGCUGGUGGUUGGACAUCUGUUCGCUUCCGAUGUUCGAUGCAACUUUGAAGGAUAGAAAGGCCAGCUUCAAGGCUGCCCCGGGGACGUCCCUGUUUAUUCACUGGAUGUUUGGCAUGGUGUACGUGUACUAUUUCGCUUCCUUCAUCGUGCUGCUGCGGGAAGUGCUACGGCCGGGAGUGCUCUGGUUUCUGAGAAAUCUGAACGAUCCCGAUUUCAGCCCCAUUCAGGAAAUGAUUCACCUAUCGAUUUUGCGCCACGCCCGCCGUCUAAUUGCUUCGGCCAUCAUCUUCGGCUCGGCAGUGCUACUGAUGCUGUGGGCUCCGAUUCAAAUCCUUAAAUCCCUGUGGCCUACCUUCCUACCGUACACGCUUUCCGGGGACUCGGAAGUAAACGAGCUUAGCUUGCAGCUGCUUUUGCUGCAGAUUAUUCUUCCGGGCUUUUUCGAACAAUCGCACACUCGAAUUUGGCUUAAGGGAUUGGUAAGGAUAUGGUGCAACGUCGUGUCUCGCAUUCUCGGAAUCAAAAGCUAUCUGCUGGGAUCGGAUAGAAGACCAAACGAGGAUGAAAUUCCUGCUCGACAACAACCGGACCUUGGAGCUGGAUUGGCCGCCGCCCACCAAGCCAUCAUGCAGCGAGACGUUCCCGUUGGAUUCCAACCGUACGAGCGACCUCCGUUCUUCGCCGUUCGACUCAUAGGGUUGUUGGGACUUAUGUGCAUCAGCUUGGUAAUCGGAUCCCUGAUAACACUAACCAUUCCAGUAUGGAUUGGACGAUACGGAAUGGCCCUGUGGUCAAUGGGAUCUCACAUUACUCCACCACCGAAUACGGUUGCGAAUGUCAAUCCGGAAACACCGCCCAGACCGCACGAACUCUACACGGCUGCUAUGGGAACUUACCUAUGCUGGAUCAUAUCCCGGGGAAUAGCCGUAGCUGUCAAUCUAUUCCCUCAGGGACGGGCAGCCGUCAUGGAGAAGGUUAAGCACUGGAUAUCGGUAGCAACAUCCUAUGCCCUGGCAGCGAUGAUCUUUGUACUUAUGCUUGGCGUCAUCCCCCUGAUGUUCGGAUUGCUGCUUGAACUUGUUGUAGUCAUACCGCUGAGGGUUCCCUUGGAGCAAACUCCGGUCCUGUUCCUGUGGCAGGACUGGGCACUGGGAGUUCUUUACACGAAGAUAGCCUGUGCCCUUACGCUCAUGGGACCCGACUGGGCCCUAAAACAUGCCAUCGAGCAAGCCUACCGGGACGGUCUCCGUGAUAUGAAUCUUAAAUUUAUCAUUCGAGAGCUGGGUGCCCCGGUCAUCACCUGCUUCGGCCUCGCCCUAGCAGUUCCGUACGUGAUAGCCCACUCGAUUCUGCCGAUAUUCUUCACCAAUCAACUAACCAGAAUACUGAUAGCACGCCAGAUCUAUCCCUUCUUCCUGUUGAUUGCGUUCAUCAUCGCAAUCGUGGUAUUACAGAUACGCCAGUUCAAGAAACUCUACGUGGCCAUCAAAAACGACAAAUAUCUGGUCGGCCAGCGGCUAGUGAAUUACGAUCAUCAGCGUAAGAAACGCAUCGAAGCUGCAGCGGCUGCUCAGGCAGCAGCCCAACAGCAGCAGCAACAACAACAGCAAAAUGCUGCUGCUGCUGCCGUCGCCGAUGGAAACAGACAACCGGAUCCGGCUGUAGCCGCUGCCGCCGCCCAAGCAGUUCAGUAAAUAAAUCGACAGAAAGCGUGCAAACAGAGUUUAUACAAACAUAGCAAAAAUUACCCGAUUCGGGUUAACAUCCUAAAUGGAAGAACAAAAUCGUGCAAAAUGGAUCAACCCUCAAAAUGAGCAGUUCGACAAAUUGAACGAUAUUAAAUUAUUGAGGAGUCACAUCAGCACACCGCUUAGUCAUUCGGCCGCCACAGAAUGGAUUAAAACAAACCUGUUGUAGUUUUUUUUUUAAAUAUUAUUAUUAUUUUAUACAUACUAUUUGGGAAUGUAGUGUAUCAUAGUUUAGAGAAAACAAAAAAAAACAAAACAAAAUCAAUGAAAAAUCAAGAUAAACAGAUCAUACUGUUUGUUAUAGUAGUCGUAAAUAGCGAGUUUAUGAUAAAAAAAAACUAACUUCUAAGUUCUAUGCAAUUCGAGGGGAGGGAAAGUCGGACAACUGGAAGAAGAGUCGUGUUAGACGCGCUUGGUACGCGGAAAUAUAGGACUCGUGUGUAAAAAGUGAGAGCAGGAAGUGUAGUGAAUAUGCGCUAUAAUAGUAGCAAAAAUGGCAAUCGGAAAUUUCAUCUUCAUUUCUUCGGCCCGAAACGAGCCUCUAACGAAUAAUAUGGAUUAUGCAACUAUCUAUAUAGAUAAAAUUGAUUGGAUAUUGAACUAUAUCGUUGUUUUAACCCAACCGAGAGCGAGAAAAAAAGACGGUCAGAAAAGUAGUCCGCCUUAAGAUUCAAAGAUUCUGUAUAAAUAAAUUACUAUGGUGAACAUAUAGAAAAGAACGCAUAAGAAGGAUGGAAAUCAAUGAAAACUGCAUAACCAAAAGGCUUAACCACACUGUUCUUCGUUACAAACGCUGAUCGCUGAUCCUAUCGUUGUGCAGACCCAUGCAGAAAACAAACAUUAGGAUAUUUCUCCUUUUUAUUACACACGAUACUAACACAAAAACUGAAAGAAAGUAAAGAACUGAAAAAAUAAAGUAAUUGUAAAUGAA
Molecule: messenger RNA, 4644 nt
Organism: Uranotaenia lowii
Lineage: Eukaryota; Metazoa; Arthropoda; Insecta; Diptera; Culicidae
Product: E3 ubiquitin-protein ligase MARCHF6
Exons: 5
Coding region: 627-3659 (1010 amino acids)
Cellular component (GO): endoplasmic reticulum membrane
Molecular function (GO): zinc ion binding
Source: RefSeq, a predicted model, not a curated record